Miniopterus natalensis is the source of this 1288-nucleotide messenger RNA. The record is from RefSeq and is a predicted model, not a curated record. NCBI's taxonomy places the organism in Eukaryota, Metazoa, Chordata, Mammalia, Chiroptera, Miniopteridae.
AUGUCGCAGGUGAUGUCCAGCCCCCUGCUGGCAGGAGGCCACGCAGUCCGCUUGGCUUCCUGUGAGGAGCCCAGGAGGGUCCUGCACCCAGCACCCAACCCUAACCUGCCACCCCAGUGUCCUUACUACACUACAGAGGGCUGGGGAACCCAGGCCCUGAUGGCCUCCAUGCCCUGCAAGGAGCCCCCCAACAGGCUCCAGCAGGCCCCACAGGCUGGAGCCAAAGCCAGCUGCCUCCUACGGUCCCCUGGUGAGCAAACCUCAGGGGCCCUGGAGGAACUUGAUGCCUACAUUGACUUAUCACUGGAGAGCCUCAACCAGAUGAUUCUGGAACUGGAUCCCACCUUCCAGCUGCUCCCCCGAGGGACUGGUGACCCAUGGGCUGAGCCCACCCAGAGCACUAUUUCGAGGAAAAAGAAAGAAGAGCCUGAAGCCUUGGAUAUAAAGUACAUCGAGGUGACCUCCACCACAUCAAGGUGUCACGAUGGCCCCCAGCACUGCUCCAGCCCAUCAGUCACCCCGCCUUUUGGCUCCCCACGCAAUGGCGGCCUCCUCCUUUCCAGAGACGUCCCCCGAGAGACUCGGAGCAGCAGCGAAAGCCUCAUCUUCUCUGGGAGCCAAGGCGUUGGGCACCAGCGCCCUCCUCCCCCAGCCGGGGCUCCAUCCUCUCAUCCCCCGCCCUCACCCAGCAUCUUCAUCCCUUGCACAAGGAGCAAGACCUCGGGCCCCCAUGGCUUUGGUUCCCCACUGGUGGCUUCUCCAGGCUUGGAGAAGGGGCUGGGAGGCCCAGCCACACAGCGGGGAAGCCAGGUCUCCGUGGUGUCAGCCAGCCCAGCGACUGAUGUCAGCUACGUGUUCGGAAGCAGCCAAUCCCUCCUCCGCUCCAGCAUCUCCAGCCAUCAGUCUUCUUCUAGGUCCUUGGAAAGCCCUGCCAGCUCUUCCUCCAGCCUCCACAGCCUUGGCCCAGCGUCCCUGUGUACGAGAGCCAGUGACAACCAGGUCCCCAGCAAUGUCACCCCAAGCAUGGGCCAGCCCAGAGCAACCUGUUCUCCACCACUGGCCAAGGAGCAUGCCAGCAGCUGUCCCCCAUCCAUCGCCAACUCCAUGGUAGACAUACCCAUCGUGCUGAUCAAUGGCUGCCCAGAACCAGGGUCUCCCUCACCCCAGCGAACACCAGGACACCAGGAUUUUGUCCGACCUGGAGCUGCUUCUGCCAGCAACCCUUGUCCAGCCACCAGGAGUCACAGCCAGACCCUGCCAGAUGCCUCUCCCACCGCAUCCCCAGAGG